UUUAGUGACCGCCAUAUUGUUUUCACAAAUCACCGAUUGCUAGUGGAUUACAGCGAGAAGUAAUACAGCACUCCUGAUUUUCCCCUUCGUUUAUUUGAGGAUUUAGGUAAGUUUUUAAUGCUUAUAUAGGUAGAGUAGUAUCGUGGGCGCCUUAUUGUGUAGAUUUUGUAGCUUCUUAGCAGUUACGGGCCGAUUUUGGUCCAUUUUGCAUACACUAGCGCUGGUCGACUGGUCAUCCAAAACAGCCGACAACAUUUAACACUCGCUCAGCAUGCAAACAACAAAGUUUACGUUAGCGAUCACAACCAAAUACUAACAGCACUCUUUUACCAUAAUUUUAAGCAAAAUAACGGUUUCUUUUUGCAAGAAGUCGUGGCAAAGCGGCGCUUUGAAAAUGCAUAUGUAGUUCAGCGAAUGUAACACCUUAACCUCGUGGUCAGUUUCCUUCGAAGUAUUGUGUAAAUUUACGGCAGGACACGCAACCAGUUGAGCUCAAAAAUCCGUUAGGUAAGGCUCUUACAGUAAAAGGGAUUUAGAUGAAAUGAGCACUUGCUAAGCUUAAAUAGAGCUUGUAAUUUUCGAGUGUCUUUGAGAUGCAGUUUUUGUUCGCCGUUCCACUCGGGACAUCCUGUUGUUGUUUGCUUUCUGCAAGGCUUCUGUUGGGUGUGUGAUUUUGUGAGAUGCAUUGGUUUGCAAUCGGACGUUUUAUGCUUUGUGUUACGUUUUGUGGUAUUGUGAGUUUGUAAAAGACGGGGAAUGAUAAAGAAGAAUCAAAGAGCUGUUCAAGUUUUGACAAAAGCGUUGUUGUGAUUGUUUUUGGCCAUGAAGGUGUGUGAUAAAUGGCGGCCAUAUUGGAUUUCACAGUCAGCCACCUGAACCCGUUUGGAAAUAUGAUACACGUACCAUCAUUUUUUGAAUAAAAGCAACAUGCAACUGAAUUAUUUGAAAUUAUUUUUCCCUAUUUAAAGUUUUGCUAAACCUGUAAUUAUAUAAUUUAAUUGAUGUUUGUAAUGUUACUCUGAGUACACACUCAGAGUAACAUUACAAACAUCAAUUAAAUUAUAUAAUUACAGGUUUAGCAAAACUUUAAAUAGGGAAAAAUAAUUUCAAAUAAUUCAGUUGCAUGUUGCUUUUAUUCAAAAAAUGAUGGUACGUAUCCACACCGGGCAAGCUUCAAAAAUAUGCCUGGCCACGGUGGAAAUUGAAACUACGACCUCUGGAAUACUAGCCCAAUGCUCUGCCAACUGAGCUACUUGGUGUGGAUAUACACUCAGAGUAACACCACAAACAUAUUCACCUGAGUACAUAACACCAACACAGAAAACAAACAAUUAGUUCUUUGAAUGUUUGCAUGGCGAUAAAAUAUAAUUGUUUUUUUUUGUGGAAACACCACGUAAAUUUAUUACUGCAAAGCUUUUGAUCCGUAAGCCCGGAUCUUCAUCAGUGCUAAUAAUAUAUUAUAUUAUUAGCACUGAUGAAGAUCUGGGCUUACGGAUCGAAAGCUUUGCAGUAAUAAAUUUACAUGGUGUUUCCACAAACAAAAACAAUUAAACAUUUAAUUGAUCAUAAAGCCUGGUUUCCAUUUGUUUCUAACAGUUGUGAAGAUUGAGUCACAAUCUUUCUCGUCAGCAGAAACACAACAUUUUAUGAAAAUAUGUGGAGUGAUUAUAACUAGAGAAUGGGUCAUUCCAGAAAACAUCCAUACCACCCCCACGGAGGAAAUAGGAAGUUAACCCCCUUCGGAUGUCCUAAUACACUUAUUAUUGGGUCAUUCCAGAAAAGAUCCAUACCCCCCUGUGGAGGAAAUCGAAAACAACCCCCUACCCCCCUUCGGACAUCCUUGAAUGGUUCAUCCUCCCCCCCUCUCCGAACAUCAAAGCCCAAAAUUACCCCCCUCCCCUUCGGACAUCCACUAUUUCUAAAUUUUUCUAAAGGCUACCUCGCCGUUUGAAAACGUCACCGAAAAUUAGACUACGUUCACACUACGCGCGAGCGAACUAAUGCGGGCAGAAUUUACGUGUGUUCACACUACCGCCAUUACAGUUUGUUUACAAAUUGAAUUAGCACUUGUGUAAACCCAAAAUAUUUCAAAUAGACCCAAGAAAUUUAACUGAAAAGCAUUUGAGUUUACAUGUUUGUGUUCACACGAAGCUAUCAAGCGCUCCGCCGUUUUCACCUUGUUCCGUUUAGAAACCGUGCUCAAAUUGUUACUGCAAAAGUGACGUGAAAAUUUUCAAACGAUUUCGCUCCAGCAUAGCGUGAAUUAGCGAUGGCUUAUUGUGACUUUUCUACAGUGUUUUCAAAUAGCUCCGACAUGGCGGAACACUUGGCAGCUUCUUGUGACUUGCGAACACAAACACGUGGCAGGUUUUGUCGGAUAAUUUGCAGAAAUUCACUUUGAAAUUUGUUCAAGUAAAACUCGGACUGAAAUUCGAUGUAACUUGCGACUGAUUGACAAGCGUUGCUAUGUUUACUUACAUGUUAAUGCAUUUUUUAGUAUUACUGCAUUCCUUAACCUCGCCCUUAAUAUGAAAGCCAUUUCUAUUUUCUAGACACGCACCUUGCAAGGAAGCUUUAUAGACUAUAUACUAAAACAAAUUGUUUUGAGUUCAGUUCAAAUAGCAGUCUCUUAAUUCGAGCAACAGUUUAAUAACUAUUAUUUUUAACACUUGAAUAAUUCAAACAUAUAUACGAACGAAAACUGCAAACUUUACUUUUAUAUAGAUAACACGUGUCAAUUUUCGACUCAUUCUCAACAUGCAGGAUACGCUGUUAUAGCGAGUUAGUUUUUGGUGGCCAUGCAUGCAAAAGUGGGCCGCUUAUUUUGCUUACGAGUUACGUGGACGUAUAAUUAUUGCUGUUACAUAAACGUUCCGGUGUUCAAGAGCUACAUAUAGCCGAUAAAAAUUGUGUGCUCAUUAUAAUCGCCGAUCACAUAGCUUUAUCACAGUCUCAAACCUUCAGACAAACAUAUCCACAUUCCUCUCCCCCCUUUGGACAUCCUAACACAUUUUUCCUCUCCCCCCCUUCGGACAUCCUAAGACAUUUUUCCUCCCUCCCCCUUUGGACAGCAAAAAUUUCCUCCGUGGGGGGGGGGUAUGGAUCUUUUCUGGAACGACCCAUUAUCAGAAACAAUUUUUUCUCCCCCCUCCGGACAGCAGAAAUUUCAGGGGAGUAUGGAUCUUUUCUGGAACGACCCAAUAUGUUUGUGGUUUACAGGUAUAAACUAUUACAAACUGGCCAUUGAGAAAGAUUGUGACUCUAUUUUUACUACCAUAUGGAAAGCAGAUUAUAAUUGAGGUGGUUAGGCCUCAAUGACUUCGGUUCAAAGGUCCAUAUCGGUAGUUUCACAGCUUUUCAGGCAUUUUUAGGAAGGUUGAAAAAAUCACUAGAGCAAUAGUGCUGUGUUGAGUUUUUGUAUAACUGUCAUCACUUGGAGAUUGCCAUUAAAAGGGGUGGGAGGGGGGUUAAUUUGGGCAACUUUACAGAGGAUUUGCAGCAGUUACUCCAUAGGCAGCCCAAAAAUGUGUGGUAAAAAUUUUUACCCUUGCGCAUGGUGCUCGUGCGUGCAUGCAUGGUGCUUGUGCGUGCAUUGAGUGAAGUGAAUUCUUCUCUUUUUUUUUGCAAGAUUUUAUCAAAACCAUGCUGGGGUGACCUAGUCUGUGAUGAUGUCAUAUUUUUUAAAAUUAUCGUGACGAAGUGCCGCUUCUUCGAAAAUUCCCUGAUUCAUACUCUAGUAAACAUUGUUAUAAAUUUCCAUUAUAGGUCUUGUCAUAAUAAUAAACUGAGUAGACUUGAUGCAUGUCUGAGUGCCAUGUGUGAGGGUAAAAAUUUUCAUCACAUUUUUGGGCUGCGUAAUUUUCACCACACAUUUUUGGGCUGCUAUGCAUGGUUACUCAUGCAUGACUUAUGCACAUUUUGGCAUAACAGUCAAACAGGAUGUUCUCUUGCGAGCAACAUUUUAUUGUUCCACAAUAUUGCAAUUUUGAUAGGCAGAUUGCUCCGAGUAAUUUGCAAGCGACACUGACAAAUUGCAACUUGAAAUUCACAAAAGAUUUGUAAGCAAAGCCUCUGAUUGGACUAUAAGAAAAAGGGAAGCUCUAAUCCAGUUGCUCAGACUAUUUGAUUGGCUUCCUUUUUGCUAAUAAAUAGUCCAAUCAGAGGCUUUGUUUACAAAUCUUUUGUGAAUUUGCAAUUUGUUCACGUCACUUGCAAAUUGCUCAGAGCAAUCUGCCUAUCAAAAUUGCCAUAUUGUGUGGGACAAUAUUGCAAUGUUCAUAAGAUAACAUCCUUUUUGACAGUAAAUCUUUCUGAAAAAGAAGUUUGCAUUGGAAGUCAAACCAUAAAUGUAUGUUUUCAGGUAGGUAAAGCAAAGUACAGAGAUGACAGGGAGAGCAAGAGGACGUUCUCGAGGUCGGGGCCGUACGGGACAACCCCCUCCGGACACACGUCGACCAGGUGAAGAUGCUGGCGCAUCCCGCGGUCGAUCACGAGGAGCCGCUCCUCCAGCGCAAGCUGCCGCACCAACUCAACAGGCUCAAGCACCACCCCCAGCAGCUGCCCCGCCCACCCAAGCCAUGGCACAGUUAAGUGUCAGUGAAGGUGGUCGGCCAGAGAGACGUCCCAGAUACAACCAGUACCAGGAAAUUGAGAGUCGUCCCCAGUGGUGCACAGAUAAGCGGGGUACAAGCGGCAAACAGAUCUCGUUGGUGUCGAAUUACUUCAAACUAAACAUGAAGCCAGGUGAGAAAUAAUGGGUUUUUAGCAUAUGACAAAUGCUUCCCCAGAGCCAAAAAGCAGGUUGUUUGGGGGAAAAGGUGCAAAAGUUAUGUUCCAGAUUUUUACACAGCGAAUUAAUCACAGAUGAAUUUUGACACUAAUGUUAAAUUUGGUCAAGUAAAACUUAGGCUGUUUUAGAGCAAGUCUGAUUCACUCAAUCGACCAUAGAAGUUGUGUAUUAGUUGGGUAAUGUAUUGGUCAGUUUUAUGACCUUGUACUUUAAUUAAACAGCUUAAACAGCCAUAGGUUAUACUGGAUAAAUUUGACAGCCAGCAAAUUUGGGAAGUGCCAGGCAAAUACCAACUUAAAAUGGUUGUGUUUUGAGAUUGGCUUCACAAAACAAUAGUGAUCAGUGUUUGACUCGUUCUUAGAAAACAUAAUUUCUAUAGUUCAUUGUCUUUUUAUUGUUAUGAUCAACCAAUCACAAAGCCUGUUCAUGUAGUUUGGUGGGGACUAGAAGUGCCCAUUAUUGAGUGGAAAACAUUUGUUUCCUAGAUGGUAUGAUCUACCAGUACAAUGUGAGUUACAGCCCAGAGGUUGAUAACAAAAAGGUCAGAGUUGCUAUGAUCAAUGGUCAAGGGGAGUUAUUGGGCAAGCCUCGUGCUUUCGAUGGUAUGGUGCUGUUCAUGCCCAGGAAACUGGCCGAGACUGUCACCAAGGUUGUGACGCAUCGUAAGAGUGAUGAUUCAGCAGUGGAGAUCACUAUUACAUUGACCAAUGAGAUACCAUCAAAUAGUCCAUCAUGCUUACAGUUGUAUAACAUCAUUUUUCGGAGGUAAGUAUGGUGGUGUUUAAUAGUAAUUGAUGGUAGUUAUGGUGAUGGAAUCAAGGUGAUUGUGAAAGUGUUGGUAGUUCAUGGUAGUAUAGUGGUACAGGCAUAUGUGGAGGUGAUGGUUGUGGUGGUAGUGGGUGAUAAUGAUGGUGAUGGUGGUGGGUGAUAAUGAUGGUGGUAGUAGUAGUGGGUGAUAAUGAUGGUUGUGGACUUGUGGUAGUGGGUGAUAAUGAUGGUGGUGGUAGUGGGUGAUAAUGAAGGUGGUGGUAGGUAAUAAUGAUGGUGGAUGUGAAGAUGGUGGUUAUGUAAGAUUGUGACGAAGGUGGUGGUUGUAAUUAUUUGGUAAUGAUGUUGAUGAAAAAUAUUGAACUUUUCUAGAAUCCUUUCAAUGUUGGACAUGAAGCAGAUACAAAGACACUAUUUCAAGCCUGAUUCUCCCAUUCCUAUCCCCAAGCACCAGUAAGUGUAUCAUCUAUGAAAAGUAAACUUGUUUAGAAUAAAAUAAUGUAGCAUGGCUUCAUGAGUAAAUUUGAAUUGAAGUAAAUGUGAUUUGACCAUGCACUUCUUGUUUGUUUUAGUUUGGAAUUAUGGCCAGGUUUUAUCACGUCCAUUUUGCAAUAUGAGCAAAGCAUCAUGUUGUGUUGUGAAGUGUCACACAAAGUCCUUCGAAAGGAAACUGUGCUAGAGUUCCUUUAUGACUUGAAAGAGAAGCUCGACAAACGAAGAUUCUAUGAUGAAGCCACCAAGAAAGUUGUUGGUGAAAUUGUCUUGACAAGGUGUGUAUAGCCCGUUCUCCACUAGGCGAAUUUAUUCGCGCGGACAGAUAAAAAGUAGGAAGCAAUCCUACUUUUUCGCCGCAAAUUUUUUUGCCGACCAAUCAUGUUGCCGGAUUUCGGUUUUCGCUUCGCGUCGUGCGAACAAAUUCGCGUAGUGGAGAACGGGCUUAUGUCAUCUUGACAGAUUAACAGAGUUGUAGACUCGAGUCGUGUGACUUGGACUCGAGUCGCAAUUCUUGUGACUUGACUUGUUAAAGAGACUGAUGACUUGUGACUUGACUUGGACAAAAUGACUUGUGACUUGACUUGGACUUGCAAGAAAUGACUUGUUACCAACGCAAGUCAAACGUAAAUAUCUAGUGAAAAUCAAGUUUUCCAAAAUCUUUGUGUUGAUCGAUCGUCGUGUUGUACAAUUUGGGCAAUGACCUUAGUACAUAUCAAUGGCAUCGACAGAAUUUGUGCCGGCAUAUUUUCUGAGAAAGCGGGGGGGUUCGCGAUUUUGUGGUAAAAUUUCUGACAUAAAAUAACGACGCCAUAUUUACAUAUUUUGCCGUUUUGCGUGGGAAAACAUGGCCACAUGUGGCGAUAAAAUGACUUGUGACUUGACUUGAAUUGAAUUGCCACUCGGAAUGACUUGUGACUUGACUUGGAUUUAGACAAAAUGACUUGUGACUUGACUUGAACUCAGACCAAAUGACUUGACUUGAACUUGCAACAUAGGACUUGUUAACAACUCUGCAGAUUAAUUUAACUCUAGAUGGUAGUCCAUUUCAGAAAUGUUGACUCUAAAAGCUGUAAGAAUAUCGGAAUACAACCUCUCAAUUCCAUUCAUUUGCCUCCAUAUAUAUGUAAUUUUAUGAGAAAAUAAAUAGCGAGUACUCCGAAUUUAGCUUGUUUGUGAUUUUCAAGGUACAAUAACAAGACAUACCGUGUUGAUGACAUCAACUGGGACAGUCACCCUGGUGAUACGUUCGAAUUGUAUGAUGGAUCAACCAUUACCUUUGCUGACUAUUAUAAGAAGGUAGAGUACAGUUAUGUCCAAGUUGCACAUUGGCAGUUAAAAGAUAGAAUUCCAAGUAAUUAUUUACUGCCAGAGAACAUGCUUAAGUGAAUUUCCUUUCUUUCAGCAAUAUAAUAAAGUGAUUCAAGACCCUCAUCAACCUCUGUUGGUGACCAAGCCAAAGAGAAAGUUUGGACCAGGGGGUAAAAAGGCUGACGACAGACCAAUUCUACUUUUGCCAGAACUGUGCUACAUGACUGGUAUGUUGUUGAUAUUUUUUGAUCAGAUGGUGAUG
Paramuricea clavata is the source of this 7622-nucleotide messenger RNA. The record is from the annotation of a GenBank genome assembly. NCBI's taxonomy places the organism in Eukaryota, Metazoa, Cnidaria, Anthozoa, Malacalcyonacea, Plexauridae.